Sinocyclocheilus anshuiensis is the source of this 1321-nucleotide messenger RNA. RefSeq names its product protein FAM89A-like. The record is from RefSeq and is a predicted model, not a curated record. The coding region runs from base 152 to 679 and encodes 175 amino acids. NCBI's taxonomy places the organism in Eukaryota, Metazoa, Chordata, Actinopteri, Cypriniformes, Cyprinidae. The transcript is spliced from 2 exons.
CGAGUUCCAGCCUCAGAUUAUAGUGUUGUUCGGAGCGGUGGCUGUUACAUGGGUUUUUCGACGUCAGGGUGUAAAGGUCUUUAAGAAAAUUAUCACAUGCCGUUACUGUACACUCGUCUGUGACCAGAGCGUGCUAUUUGUGAAUGUUAGUAUGAAUGGUAAGGUUGGGAAUGGAGCAGCGGGCGGUGUGCUGGCCUGUAUUGAGGGUCUGCCGCCACUGCCCAAGAGCCUGAGCGGACUGCUGAACUCCAGCGGCGGCUCGUGGAGAGAGAUGGAGAGGAUGUAUGUGAAGAAGACCAUGAUUCAGGACGACUUGAGCCGAGGAAGGAAUAACACGGACAAUCUGCUGGCGAAUAAACCAGCAAACCUGGAUGCCGCCCUUGCUUUGCUCAGAAAAGAGAUGGUGGGUUUGCGGCAGCAGGACAUGUCCCUGCUCUGUCAGCUCUGGUCCCUUCACGAGUCCAUCCAGGAGUACAAGGGCAGCUGCCAGGACCUCUCCGCUGUGACCGGUGCGGAUGGACCCUACGGGAUGGAGAACGGUUAUUUUGAUGAAGAUGAGGAAUAUUAUACUGAGUCCGGUAUGACGCCAGCCGAAACGCCAGAUGGAAACGAUACAUCUCCUAAAACCGGGACAUCCAAAGACAGCUGGAUACAUGACUCGUUCCAUAUCACAAUAUAAAACACUUGACUUUUUUUCUUUAAUGAAAACAAGCUGUGCCAUAAUUUAGUUUGCUGGCAUUAUAUAGUUUUACAGCAGACUCUAUAGUAAAUAUAAUUGAGAAUUAUUAUUUAUUGUAUAAUAUACUACAUAGUAUUUUGUUUUCCUGAUUUAAUCAACAUUGGAAAUUUUAUACGGUUUUUUUUUGUUGUUUUUUUUAGUAAGGGUAGAAGCAUAUUAUUUCGUAAUGAUGUUUACAGUAAAUCAUGUUAAACUUGUGCUGAUGAAUUUAUAGACAUUCACCCCUCUGAAUUCAUAAAAGUCUUAUUUCUCGUUGAGCAAUCGCUCGCUGGGUGCUUGCAGAAGACAGGGUUUUGUUUUUACUGAAAAUAUGUAUUCCGAGUAUGCUGGAAAUGCUACCUAUUCUUUGCUGAAAUGUAAUCCAGGGUAUAACCAGCACAAAGAGCUUGAAACAGCAUCACCAAAACAAAACGCAAUGUCCCAGUUUACUCAUUGCAUUAUGUAUUGUGUAACUCAAUAUGAACAUACUGUAUAAGUAAGUAAAUCGAUAACCAGCUCCAUAACAUUUCCGUAGCAUUUCCCUCCCACCUUAUGUAAACCUGUUCUAGAUCAUGUAUUGUAGAUGUUUUAUUUAUUUACUUA